Molecule: messenger RNA, 1167 nt
Organism: Lodderomyces theae
Lineage: Eukaryota; Fungi; Ascomycota; Pichiomycetes; Serinales; Debaryomycetaceae
Product: asparaginase
Exons: 1
Coding region: 1-1167 (388 amino acids)
Molecular function (GO): asparaginase activity
Source: RefSeq, a predicted model, not a curated record
AUGCCGGAGAACUCCAUCACCAAUUACGUCCCCUUAUCCAAUAUCAAUGAAGAGUCCGCAAGCUUCUCUCCACAGGUUGAAAUAACCGACAUCACCAAACUAGACCAUCAUGCUUUCAAAUUGAGGUACAGGUCGAACUCCGUCAUCUCAGCUUCUACAACCGAAGAAGAAACGCCAUUGCCAGUCAUUAAGAUCUUAGGGACAGGUGGGACGAUUGCAUCCAAGGCCCAAUCAUCAAAUGUAACAGCUGGCUAUGCUGUUGAUUUGACUAUCGAGGAGUUGCUCAGCCACAUCCCUGAUUUGUCAACCACGUGCAUAUUGGAGUACGAGCAGGUUAUGAAUAUUGACUCCAAGGACAUGAGUUUACCGGAAGCCACCGAGUUGUACAGACAAAUAAAGAAGGAUUUGAACAAGUACGAUGGAAUCGUCAUUACUCAUGGGACUGAUACUUUGGAGGAGACUGCAUUUUUCAUCCAAUCAACUAUAAACACGGAAAAGCCCAUUGUGUUUUGCGGAAGUAUGAGGCCAAGCACGGCAAUCUCAUCGGAUGGCCCAAUGAAUUUGUACCAGGCCAUUGUUAUAGCAUCGCAUCCACAAAGUCAUGGGCGCGGGGUGCUUGUCGCAUUGAAUGAUCGUAUCGGGGCAGGGUAUUACAUAACCAAGUCAAAUGCAAAUUCCCUAGACACUUUUAAAACUGUGGGACAAGGGUAUAUUGGUAACUUUGUCAAUGACGAGGUAAAGUACUACUUCCCUGCAGCUAAGCCGUUGGGCAUGACACACUUUGAGUUAGACGAGCAGUUUGAUUUACCUGAAGUGCCCAUAAUAUAUGCGCAUCAAGGAUUAAACAACAAGCUUAUCGAAUUGGCCUUGAAGGAAUUGAAUGCAAAAGGUUUGGUGAUUGCAACAAUGGGUGCUGGCUCCUUAUCGGCAGAAACGAAUGAAUUUUUGCACAAUUUGGUUGAGCCAGGGUUCCCCAUUAUAUACAGCAAGAGGUCAAUGGAUGGUAUGGUUCCUAUUGGUGGGUUGCCCAAGUUUAAUGGUAAAGUGUUUGAUAAUGCGGUGGCGGGUGGGUAUUUGAAUCCACCAAAGGCUAGAAUUUUGCUACAGUUGUGUCUAAAUGAGGGCUACAAUUUGAAAAAGAUAAAAAAAGUGUUCAAGACUGUGUAG